UCGCUCGUCUCUUUUACCCGUGUGUAGGGGUUUCAUACAGGGGGCCUCAGGACUUGGUCUUGUCUGUUCUGGGUGGCGGGGAUCACAGGUCCUUUCUAAUUUAGUUUUAUGCCGUAAUUAGUCAAUUUGUUUUAAAUUCAUUGGAACUACAUAUUUCCCUUCUUAAGUAUUGAAUCAUGAAGUGGAACCUAGUGUUCCUUGGGCUCCUCCUGACCUUCGGGCAGCUGUCAUGGGGGCAGAAAGGUAUGGACAUCCCUGAGUACGAUGGAAAGGACCGCGUUCACGACCUAAAUGCCAAGAAUUACAAGUCUGUGAUGAAGAAAUAUGACGUGAUGGUGGUGUACUACCAUGAGCACGUAGGAUCCAGCAAAGUCGCCCAGAAACAGUUUCAGAUUGAGGAGCUGGCCCUUGAGCUUGCUGCACAAGUCCUGGAGGAUCUUGACGAUGAAGACAUCGGACUCGGCCUAAUCGAUGAGAAGACAGACAAAGCUGUUGCAAAGAAAUUAGGUCUGGAUGAGGCUGACAGUAUCUACAUCUUCAUUGAGGACGAGGUCAUUGAAUACGAUGGAGAGCUUGCUGCGGACACACUGGUGGAGUUCCUCUAUGAUGUCAUUGAGGAUCCAGUUGAGAUCAUUGACAAUAUGCGGGAGUUGAAAGGUUUCCAUAAUAUUGAAGAGGAUAUCAAGCUGGUGGGCUUCUUCAAGAGUCAGAAAUCUGAGCACUACCAUGAAUAUGAAGACGCAGCAGAGGAGUUUCAUCCACAUAUUAAGUUCUUUGCCACCUUUAGUCCAAAGGUUGCUAAGUCUCUAGACUUGAAGUUGAAUGAAGUGGACUUCUAUGAGCCCUUCAUGGAUGAACCCAUCGUCAUCCCUGGUAAACCCUACAGUGAGAAGGAACUUGUUAAAUUCAUUGAGGACAAUGACAGGCCAACACUGAGGAAAAUGCAGCCACACAACAUGUAUGAGAUCUGGGAGGAUGCUCUUGAUGGUGAACAUAUAAUUGCUUUUGCUGAAGAGGGAGACCCAGAUGGCUUUGAAUUCCUUGAAAUCGUGAAGGAUGUAGCAGAGGAUAACACAGAAAAUCCCAACCUGAGCAUCGUCUGGAUUGACCCCGAUGACUUCCCUCUGCUUGUCCCGUAUUGGGAGAAGACCUUCGACAUUGACCUGUCCUACCCUCAGAUUGGUGUAGUGGAGGUUGAUGAUGCUGAGAGUAUCUGGUUUGAUAUGGAUGAUGGCGAUGACAUGCCAACAGUUGAUGAGCUGGAGGAUUGGCUGGAGGAUGUGCUAGAGAACAAAAUCGAUCCUGAUGAGGAUGACGAUGAUGACGACGAUGAUGAUGACGACGACGAUGAUGAUGACGACGACGAUGAUGAUGACGACGACGACGAUGAUGAUGAUGACGACGAUGAUGACGACGAUGAUGACGACGACGACGAUGAUGGCGGCGGCGGCGAUGAUGACGACGGCGGCGACGAUGAUGAUGACGAUGAUGAUGACGACGAUGAUGACGACGACGACGAUGACGAUGAUGAUGAUGAUGAUGAUGACGACGAUGAUGACGAUGAUGAUGAUGAUGAUGCGAUGCGAUGAUGAUGCGAUGACGAUGACGACGACGAUGAUGACGAUGAUGAUGACGAUGAUGAUGAUGACGAUGAUGAUGACGACGAUGAUGAUGACGACGACGAUGAUGAUGAUGACGACGACGAUGAUGAUGACGACGACGACGAUGAUGAUGACGACGACGAUGAUGAUGAUGAUGACGACGACGAUGAUGACGACGAUGAUGAUGAUGACGACGAUGAUGAUGAUGACGAUGAUGACGACGACGACGACGAUGACGACGACGAUGACGAUGAUGACGACGACGAUUAAACUCUUACCAUUUUACAUUUAUUAUCCAAACUAAAGUCUGUUUAAUUGCAACUGUCUGAAUCAUCAUCGUGAUAAAAUUCCUUCGUUAUUUUUUGUCGGAUAUCACGAGGUUAAAAAUGUCAUCAUUUAACUGUGACCUUCCACGCAUAUCUAGAAAUGCGCUCAUCAUUCUCUCUCCCAUUGAACCGAUGUUUUAUUCAAAGACCACGCUCUCUCUUAAACCUUCAGAUAUUCACUUACAAAUGUUGACAUCAGUUCUAAAAACCAAAAUCAUUAGCAAAAGAUGUAUUCCUUUCAGUUUGUUGCUAUCCAUUUCUUUCAUUCAUAAAGACAUACUAUAAUUGGCAGUUAAAUAACCACUAAUACAUUUGGAAAAAGGACCUGACUUUCAAACAUAAAAAUGUAACCAAAUAUGUAAGAUAGUCAGAGGGAGCAGUAAGACUAUUCUAAGUGUACAUCCAUCUGUUAAAUUUGUUGUUAUUGUCUCAAUGUUUAUUUGUAUUAAUAUGUGGAUGGAUUGUUUGUGCCACUGUGAUAGGACCUAAAGGUGCUAAGCAGGCUUUUCCUCAAGGUCAUUCGUCAUACCUUCUUUCUUUGUUAAGACAGGAUGUGACCUUAUGUGACAUUAGACAGAGAAGGGAUUGUCCAGCCUUCCUUCUGUGUCUAAAAAGUGCAGUAAAUCAUAUGUUUUCUACUGAAAAAAGAAACAUGAAUAUUUUAUUUUUUUCUAAUAAAGACAACUUGGUUUAACUCUUAAGUCUUAAAAUAAAAACAGAUUGGAAUAAA
Molecule: messenger RNA, 2657 nt
Organism: Puntigrus tetrazona (Sumatra barb)
Lineage: Eukaryota; Metazoa; Chordata; Actinopteri; Cypriniformes; Cyprinidae
Gene: casq1a
Product: calsequestrin 1a
Biological process (GO): regulation of skeletal muscle contraction by regulation of release of sequestered calcium ion
Cellular component (GO): sarcoplasmic reticulum lumen
Molecular function (GO): calcium ion binding
Source: RefSeq, a predicted model, not a curated record